CGUCUGACUGUGCUGCUUAAUUUGUAGUAAUGAUUUUGUGACACUUAAUAUUAUGUAGCAACAUGUCAAUUGUUAAAUAUAUUUUCAGAAAAAAGGCCUAUAAAUAGUUUAAUUUUAUAGCACAUGAGAGAAUGGGAAAAAUACUAUCCAAGAUAUUUGGUAACAAGGAAAUGAGAAUAUUAAUGUUGGGUUUAGAUGCAGCUGGCAAAACUACAGUUUUAUACAAGCUGAAACUUGGGCAAUCUGUCACAACUAUACCAACUGUUGGAUUUAAUGUUGAAACAGUUACUUAUAAAAAUGUUAAAUUCAAUGUAUGGGAUGUUGGUGGACAAGAUAAAAUCCGUCCACUUUGGAGGCAUUACUAUGCUGGCACACAAGGCCUAAUUUUUGUAGUUGAUUGUGCUGACAGAAUUGAAGAAUCAAAGCAAGAACUGCACAAAAUAAUUAAUGAUAGAGAGAUGAGAGAUGCAGUUGUUCUUGUUUUUGCAAAUAAACAAGAUUUACCCAAUGCAAUGAAGCCUCAUGAGGUACAAGAAAAAUUAGGCCUCACAAGAAUACGUGAUCGUGUGUGGUAUGUACAGCCGUCUUGUGCUACAACUGGCGAUGGUCUAUACGAGGGUCUUAUGUGGCUUACUGCAAAUAAUAAAUCUUGAAGAAAUUAUUACUAAAUAUUAUGAACCAAAUAAAUUGUUUCCUUUGUUGUAUGAAUAUCUAAAUUAGUCUUCCUUUAAUAAGCCUAUUUAUAGAGAAAGAGAUGCUAUGUUUACAAUCUCCUUUCCUGCUCUGGAAAUUCUCUGAGUGUGUGUAAUUUAUAAUGGGCUUUUAAGAGUUUCCAUGGAGUUGUUAAGUUUUGAAUAUUAGCUGUUCAUAAGAAAUGUAAAAUUUUUUGGCAUAAAUAGUUUUUUAAGUCAAUCAAAUUUAUCUGAAUUUUUAUUGAUAUUUGACAGUCGCAACGCUUUUAAAACAUUCCAUUGUAAUUUGUUAUUUAUAUUAAAGGGUUAGUAAGUAUGGUAUGUAAUACUUACAGUGCUGUGAUUCUCCAUAAAUAGGCUUAGAUAUUCUAAUGCAUUUAUAAUAUAUUUAUUGAUAAAAAUGCUUUAUCCUGUUGUUUGUUGCAAAUGAAAAUGUAUCUGAUUGUUUUAUUGUGCUAAAAGUGCAUCAGAAUUUAAAUCUGCACCUUUAUGUUCAUAUCAUGCAUGGAUAAUAUAGGUAUUCCAUAUGUACAGUGUUUGCUUGGUAACAGAAUUUUCUGUGCCCUUUGAAUAAUAUUGUUUAUUUAUGUAUUUAUUAGUUUUUUAGUAUCUUUCCUUUCCUUAUUAGCUAGUUGAAUGAAUAAAUUAUUCAAUUUACCGAUACAUUUGUAUUAACUAAUUAUUGCAGUAUUUUAAGUCUCAUAAAAAAAAAGAUUGAAGCAAUGCACAAAGGUAGUUGCAAAUAUUUAUAAUACUUAGCUUUUAUACAAAACUAAAAUAUUCCAUUAUAGUUUCAUAAAAAAAUUGAAAUCUAAGACUUACUAAUAUUUAAAUUAUUUCUGAAACUCCAAUUAGCUUUAAAACUAUGUUCUUUUUUCUUCCCCUUUCCCUGAAAGUAAUUGUUUCACAUUUUCAUUUCUGGAGUUGGUCAAGUAUGAUUGGUGAUUCUUUGUGCAGCUAGAUUUCAUAUUUAUACACACACACAUAUGUAAGUGCAAAUUAGUUUAUGAAAAAUUGUUGAAGGAUAAUAUUUUUCUUAAAAUCAUUGAUUUAUGCUAAUAUAACAUUUUUAAAAGUGCCAAAACUUCUUCCAGGUUUUUUUUCUUUACGGAAGCCAUAUUCAAAGCUAUAUAGUUUUUAUAUAUAUAUUAUUCUGUGAUAUAAUAUUCUUUUUUAAUGUGCAUAUUAUCAUCUAUAUUUGUGUUUCUGUUUUCAUUAUUGCAUAUGAAAAAAAUUAAAUUUUGUUCAUUUUCUAAAGAAUGAGCUAGAUGCUUUGUUGUUCUAAAAGUUUGUUUUUCGUGUUGUAGUAAAUUUAUCUUUUUUUCUAUAAAACUGAUUGAUCAUCCAGAAUAAUUCCCAACCUAUUUGUUAUUCAGAAUAUUUUUCUCAUUAAGUAUUUUAUGGUCCUAAAUGUUUAUGAAGCAUGUUUAUAUUUUUAACAAAAUAUAUUUAAGAAUGUGCAACAUCUUGUUGUGCCAUAAUAUAUAUAUUGAUAAUUAUUUAACACAUUGACUGUGAAGUGUGAGAUAAAUCGUAGCAGCAUUUUGGCUUUGGAUGGCCAUUAUGAAUAUUCAUAUUUGUCUGUCAAUUUAUAUUGCGAACUGCGAAUGUUUUAUAGCAAGUAUGUGUUAAUUAUAUAUAUCGGGCACCUGGGAUAAGAAUAGUGAACAUGUAUUGGAGAGGGAAAAAACUAAAUUCAUUUAUUCAUAAAAAUAAUGCAAAAUCAACCUUUUUUUACAAAAAUUGCUUUAUUAUUUUGUAGGAGUAAAUUUUAAAAAUGCAUAUAAUUUCCAUCGAUAUCUGAAUUGCCCACCAAAAAAAAAAAAAAACUUGCUCACUGAAUCACUUCCCUUUCUUCUAAAUACUUUUCGGUUACUUUCUUUUAAAGCAAUAUAAUUAUUCUGAUGAUGCCCUGAUUCCUUCAUAAAAUACUUAAAACUAAAUGAUGUUCUGUCACAUGCAGCAAUAUCUAAUAUUCUGAGUAUGUAAGACCAAAGCACAUUCCUGAGUGAUGGGUGGAAGGAUGGUACAAUAUAACUUAUAUUGCAUGCCUGGGGUCAGAGCCUGUGUAUGCCUUACGGCUGUGAGCAUGUCAAAAAUAAAUUUAGUAUUUAACUGUUUUUUAGCUGUGUAUCUUUUUAAAAAAUUUUUUCUGUAUAUUAAAUAUAUCUCUAUCAGCCCCCCCUCCAAUUGUGUUAAACAGCUGUUUAAAUCAAAACAAAGAAUACUGAAAUAGAAAAGCACGCAAGACUGGGUAUGUUGAUAAUUAAACAAGUUCUACUUUAUUGAAUUUGAAAAAAGUUUAAUAUUAAAAGACUUGUAUAAAUGUUGUUUCCAUGUUCUAGCACAUUAGUUCUUUUCAUUCAAAUUUUAAUGAAUUAAACUAAUUUUUAUUUCACAAGUAAACUAUUAUAGUGCUGUCAGUUUAUCGACCAUUGAUUGAAAUGCUUUAUGAUUUCAAAUUAAUUAGUUCAGUUAUUAAUGGUUAUCCAUUUGUAUUUUCAUUCUUUAUGCUCAAAAAUCCACUUAAAGAAACAAUGUUUAAAUGAAAUAAAUUAAGGAAAAAAUAAUGUGUUGCUCUCUAAAGGAGAGAAGAAAAUACUGUGUUUAAAUUGAACGGUUUAAAAAAUGAAUGUUAUUGAUUCUCGAAUAAAAAAGGUAAUGUUUUACUUUGCGGUCUUGCUAAUGACGAAGUCCUUAUGUUCUGAAUCAUCCACAUAGUUUUUCUCUGUUUUAUAUAUGUCAUGUAUAAGAUAUAUUUAUUUGAUUUCUGUAAAGCAUUGUUUCUUUUGGGUGUACUUAUCUACUAUUUAUGAUGUAAUUGACUAUGUCCAGGAUCCCGAUUUUUAAAUAAAGGGAAAAGCAUGAUUUAGAUUACAUUGUAUUUUGUAAAACAGCUUUAAAAUUGAACAGUAUUAUCAUGCCUAUAAAUAUACAGUGCUUUUUAUAAACCAUUUUCUACUUAAUUUUUUGGCCAAAAGCAAUCAUAAAUAUUUUCUCAUCUGUAAGUUCAGUUGUACUCUGCAUGUGAAACUGAAGUAUAUUGUUUCUAGCUUGUUGAGAAAAUUUAUUUUAUCUUACAAAUAAAUCUAAAUUAUAGUGUUAUUUAUUUCAAAUAUGAUCAAAGGAAAUGAAAUGGUAUUGUAUUGAGAAUAGUUCUGCAAACCAAUUAAAUAAAACUUUUUAUUCUAUGCUUCAGAGUAAAAAAAAAAUUAUAUGUAUAGUUUUUUUUUUAAUCCUCUAUAAAAAGUUGAGGAAAUUACGUCGAUAUUAAUUGUUAUAUAAUUAGUUAUUUAUUAAAUUUGUAAUCAUAAAAUAGUAAUUUAUGAUUAAGUUUCUAAGUAUGGUGCAUAUUUUAUGACUUUUAAACAGAAUUAAAACAAUUUUGAAUUAAUCUCCAGUGUAUAAUUAAAAAUACAUGUAGAGAAAUUGAAAAAGCUUAAAAGUAGAAAAGAUAUAGUAUUAUAAAAAAUUGCAUUGAAUAUUUUUUCUUUUUUAAAGAAUAAAAAAUUGCGAUAGAUCCAGUUAUUUUAUUUUUCAUAGUUUAGAGCUGUCUAAGAAAAUUGACACAAAAUAGUGUUUCAUAUUUAGAUCGUCUUUGAAAAUAUUUAAUAAAUUUAAGAGAUUUUUAAGUAGUUCUUAAUUAUGAGUUUCAGAACUUUUAGUUUUUUCUUUUAUUUAUUAUAUUUGUUUAAAAGUUAAGUUUUCUUUAACUUUCAAUUUUUCAGCUCUUGUGAAUAUUUUUAAUAAUCUUCUACUGUUUCAAUAGAUGUUUCUUCGACUAUUCUUGAAUAUUAUCAUUUAUAUAACAGAAAAAUGACAUAAGUUGAUGGGUGUGGUUUUUAAAGUGCAACUUUUAGUUAUAUUUUUGGGAGAUGAUGAAUAUGUGAGAGAUCUUUUUUGUCAUGCAUUAUGUGGAGGCGAAAUUCAGUUCAUUUAGCACUUUUUAUAUAUAAACAAUUAUUAUUUAUUUUAUAACCUUAAUUCCUUAUUUUCAUUGCAGUAGUCUAAAAUUUUAUAUAUAUAACAUUUAUAUUUUUAAAUUGAAAAUUAAAAUUAUCAUUUUAUGUAACAUUGAGAAAUAAUAUAAAAAUAAGUUGAAAAGCUUUUUAAAAUUUGACUAUUUAAAAAUAAAACUUUUUUGGGGAGCUUAAAUUGCAGCAGAAUGCCUGCCAGCAUUCAUUGAAAUUUUUGUGAUUAGUUUUUGGGAAUAAUUGGCAUCUAAAGUUUAGAGUUAUAAUAUAUUUGUUCUUGUUGCUGUGUGAUUUUAAUAUGUAAUAUAUUAUAAAUGUAAAAUUGACAGUAGGAAUUCUGCAGUAAUGCAUGUAUAUGGGAAGAAAAUCUCAAAAGUAUAUUUUCCUUAAAAUCGAAAAACAGGGAGCUUUAACUGUUUGGAAUUCUCUUCCCAAGUGUCAGUUUGUUAAGUCAGGUUUUAUUAAAACCUUUAUGCUCAGAGAAAUCUUUAAUAUGUAUUUCUGUAGCUUACCAAUAAAGUAUUUGGUUCUCA
Stegodyphus dumicola is the source of this 5199-nucleotide messenger RNA. RefSeq names its product ADP-ribosylation factor 6-like. The record is from RefSeq and is a predicted model, not a curated record. Gene Ontology annotation, molecular function: GTP binding; GTPase activity. Lineage: Eukaryota; Metazoa; Arthropoda; Arachnida; Araneae; Eresidae.